AUGGCGGCUCUGUGCGGAGUGUCGGGGAGUCCGUCGGGGAGGUGGCGACUGCCCUUCUUGCGGCCUCACUACUCAGGCGCGGACAGGUCGGGAGCUCGGGCGCGCGACGCAGCGAGUGAAGCGGUGCGAGUGCUGUCUUCUCUGAGACGUUUUCCCGAGUUUCCGCGGCAGGACAAUGCGUCGCCGCCGGGCGCGGGGGGGCUGAGGGGCGGGUGUGACGCGGAUCCCGCCUUUCUGGCUUCGGCGUGGCUGCCUGUCUCCUGCUCGUUCUCCGUCUCCACUUGGUCCCCGGCCGUCCUGUCUCGCCUGCUCGUGCGUCUCCUCGAGGCCGGCGGCAUCUCCCCUCCCUCGUCUUUCCCCCCCUCGUCGUUCGCGUCUGCCUCCUCCGCGCCUGCUUCCUCCGCGCCCUUCUUCGCCGCGGAGGCGGGGGGGGCGGCUCAGCGUGCGAGUGCGCAGGGAGAAGAAGGGCUGAAGGAGGGAGGGAUGGAACGGAUGGAUCCUCGGCGAGGGCGCUGGGGGGGAGACGAGACGCGGCGCGCGGGGCGUGUUGCUUCUUCCCUCUGUCCCGCUGUGGCGCGCGCGUCGCUGCAGAUCUGUCGGGCAGUUCUGUUUGCUUUCCACGCAGCUCUGCGCAGGAGCGCGCUCAGCGGAGACAGUGGGAAAUUGUUGCGGCCUCCUGCGAGUCUUCCUCUGACUCCACAGCAAGCUGAAGCUGGCGCCUUUGCGCACGCACAGGUUGCUGCCCAGAUGGCACGCCACUUUGCAGGUGUCUCUCUCCUGAUCGCGGACCGUCCAGGAGACGCGGGCGGGGCCUAUGGGAGAGACAGAGGCCUACGAGGCGCCGCUGCAUUCAUCCCUCUUUUCCGGCUUGAGGACGAGGAAGCCCGCGCAGAAGCGACCCACGCCCUCGCUGUCGCCGCGGAGAGCGCCGCCUCUGCUGUUCAGCGUCUGGCGACGGUCGUGGCGCCCCCGUCCCGCGCGCGGCUGCCGUCUCCUUUUUUCUCCCGCGGCGGCACGCUGGAGGUUGUGGGGGCAGCCCCGAGCAUCGGGAAGAGGCGAGAGAUGAGUUGCUCUUCGGCGGAGACUGUCUUCAUCCUCGGCAAGGCGUACUCGUGGAGGGGCGACUCGCCGCGCGAGCGAGGUGGAGGCGCGCAGGCAGUCUCUGGCGGAAACAAGGUCAUUCACGAGGCUGCAGCAAAGGCCGAGUCGCUCUCUAGAGACGCCGACGAAGGGGGCAGCCGCGCGGAAGGCAAAGACGCCUUGAGAGGCCUCAGCGAGUCUCUCAGGCUCGCGUGUGACGAGGGCGACCUGCUGUGUGCACAGCUGAAUGCCUUGACGCAGCUCAUCCUCUUCUGUGCCCAGGUGGAGACACCCUUGGCGGCCUUGGCGGUGAAGGAAAGGGCCUGGGAUCCCGCGUGCGCCAGGGGCGACAAAUGCAGAGUGGCGGAGAAGGCGAGCCGCAGCGAGGAGGAAGGGAAGCCGAGAGGUGACCGGCGCCUGCGACCUCGCCCGGCGUGCCCGAGCGCAGACGGAGGGAGAGGCGCGAGCGACGGGGGACUCUGCUUUUCUCAUUCAGAAGAAGAAGCAGAACUUCCUGCAGCACGCGUCUGCGGAGAGACGGCAAAGCCUUGGGAGGGACGCGGCGGCGGAAGACGUUCGGCGUCGGCUGGACAGAAAGAGGUGCAGCGCACGCGCCCACGGCCGUGCGAACACACGAGACAGGCCAGGCGGCUGGCGCCCGCUGCUCCAUCGGAGGGCGACGAGGCCGACAGUGCGGAAGAAGAUACUGCGGAGCGCCUGAGCUGGAGAGCCGAGCUGCGAUCUGGUUUUGCGAGGGAGGCCAGCCGUCUGGCCGGUUUGGCGCAAGCGCUCAAGGACCGCCUCGUCUGGCUCAUCACAGCCGAGGCCCUGCAGAUGAUCAAAUCUCACUCAUGCGUCCUCUACGUGCCCCUGGCGGACGUCUUCGGCUCUCUGCUGUCGCCUUCGCGUCUCAGUGCGGCGCCGUCUCUGCUGUCGGCGUCGCUGCGUCUCCUUCCGCAGUGUGGGGCGGCGGUCUGGGACGCCGCCUGGACCCGCGUCGGGCAGGCUCUGGUGCAUGCAGUUCUGCACACCAGUUUCUCUUCGAGGGAUGUCUCGUCUCCGCUGUGGCCUUUUUUCGCCCGCGAUGAGGACCCGCAGGUCGGCGGCAGUGCGUCGUUCUUGCCGUCACUCAUCGGGACUGCCGGAGGCCCUAGUCGGUUCCCCCGAGCGCUCGCGCGUUUCGCGUCCACUGCGCGCGUCCUCCUGGUGGCCUACUUUACGGCUCCUCCUUCGUCCCUCGCUCCGGCCUUCGCGGGUCGGAUGUCCUCCGGUCUUUCCCCUUCGUCGCCUGCAGGCUCGGGCCUUCACGACGGUGAGGCGCGGCGCGGGCGAAGUUGCUUCUCAGUGUUGUCGAUUCACCGCAGCGUCGCGCUGCUGCAGGACCUCGAGGCGUUUUUGCGCGCCCCAGCAGAUCGAGUUGUGUCUCCGCUUUCUCACAUUCUGAAGAGUCACUUCCCGUGCUUCUCGCAUGCCUUCCCCGCGGGAGCGAGCGAGGAGAGCAGCCGCUGGCUCCUCUCCCCUGCUGCGUCGCUAGUUGCCACUUCCGUCCCCCCGACCCCCGCCGGGCACAGUGGCGCCUGGGGGCGACACGCGGCUGCCGCCGGAGCCCGCCAGAAUGGAAGCGAAGUGCGACUGGGCUCCCUGCCUCGGGCUUCAACUUCGCCGUGGGCCUCUUGUCUCCCUUUUGGGCUCGAGUGCCGCCGAGGCGCCCCCACCGACGCAGACUUGGCUGCUGCUUCCCGCGCCGACCCCAGGCCGGCUCGGGAAGAUGAAGAGCGCGGGGCGGGCGCAGACUGGGGCAGGUGGAGACAGCCUGAGCGACGCGCGCGCGGCGCGAGCCCUUCCAAAGGGUCUGCGAAGCUCCUCGAGGCGUCUCUCGCGAAAGAGGUUCAAGCGGCUCGCGUCGUGGAAAGCCUCCUGCGGUGUGGCCUCAAAGCGGAGAAGUUCGCCGCCGACCUUUUGCGGCUCCGCCCGGAUUUGCCGCGCCCCGCCCAAGAGGCCGUUCUCGCGGAGGUCUGCGACGCGUUGGCUUGCGGUCGCCGCCAGGCCGCGCACGCGCUCGCCGAGGCCCGGCGCGCGCGAGCUGUCGUGGAGACGUUGUGUGGGCGAGGAGACAGUGAAGGCCGAGCGCCGGGGAGCAGCUGCGAGAGUGAGGCAACUUGGGAGGAUCGUCAGCCGGAGGCAGCCGCGCGUGGAGAGUCGACUUGCGCGCGGAAAGGGCGCGGGGAAAAGACUACACAGGCAAGCAGGUCACAACCGUGCGCGGCACAGGACGGGCGUCCUCUUUCAGCUGUCGACCAACAACCGACAGCGAAUGCCGCGGAGAUGACAGCGGGCGGAGGCGCCCCAAGUGGCGAGGCCGCGGUGCAGCAGUGGGAAAGGACAAAGGAGACGCUGAUGACGGUCGCUGAGACAGCGCCCGAUAGACCCGCGACGGAGAAGGAAGGGGAGGAAAUCGACCGAAGCGGCACCCGAGGGCGAAGCGCUCACGGGGGAGCUGAGCAGAGACGCAAGGAAGCCAGACUGAGUUUGGUGCGUCUCCGGGAAGCGCAGGCAGCCGUGGCGACGAUGAGGCACCGCAGCGACGCCAGCAAAGAAGACCGAGGGGAGGCAAAUGAAGGCGACCUGACGCCAGCGCAGCGCCCAGGUGCUGAGCGAGAAGAGGCUCUGCAUGCGUGGUCGCCCCCUCACCUUGAAGAAAGAGAUACUCCCAUGGCGUGGAGCGCGGCAGCAGGAAACGCGAAGCACAGAGACGUGGGAGGGGAUAGGGAGGCAAGGUCAGGGAUCUCCUCUCCCGCUGCAAAGGACGAAGAGACAAGCGAAAACGGAAUCUGCGAGAGUGCUUGCAGUUGUUUGAACGAGGAUACUUUUUCAUCCAGCGCCGGGUUCCCCGCCCGUUCCGCGAGCGAUCCAGUAGUCAAGGGUUCUGGGCCUGCGGCUUUUCUCCCGUCUCCUUGCUCGAUGUCUCUGUCAGCUGCCUCGCCCGUGUCCUCUCACCUCGCCUCCCGGUCGACGAUGGCUGCGCUCUCGUCGCCUCUCUCGGUCGCGCCGCUUCCCUCGCCGGGAGGCCAGGCCCGCGCUCGGGGCCCAAAGUCCCCGAAGUCUCCAUUCCCGGACGAGCACGAGCCUGCGGCCUCGUCGGCGUCACCCGCCUCCUCCUCUUCGGAGGGGGGACUCCCUUGGUGCAUCGCUUCCGCUUCCCCCGCACGCAGGCCUCCGCGCCCCGGCCCCGCCGGCAGCCUCUCCUCUCUCUCCACGACCGGCUGCCACAGCGGUGACUCUCGGGCGUCCACCGCGGAAGUCGUCGGCCCGUCGCCCCGCCGGGGCGACGCGCCUGAGGGGCCCGAGGGCCCACGCAGGGCGGAGGGCGAGUUCCGGGCUGCAGAGACGCAAGUCGAAGAGCACUGGGGCAGCCCGUGGGCAGGCGGCGAGAGGGGAGAGGUUGCGGUGGCGGCAAAAACAGGGCGUUGCUCAGUGCAGCCGGGUGUCGAGGCCUCUAAGGGGGCCAGCUCCGCCGUGUCGCCGGCGCUCCGGAGGGCGUGGGGGUGGAUGUGGAGAAGCAGAGAAGAGAACGAGCGGCGCGCGAAGGCCGUGGCGAGUUCGAUUGUCGCGCCGCUUCUCGCCGCGCUGGCGCCGAAGGCGGGAGGCACGCCAGAGAGGAUGAAUGUACCCACUUCCGUGUUUUCGCAGUUGUCGUUCUCAGAUAGCGAAGAGGACAGCGCAACGGACCCCUCGAGCGAGGAAGGAAGCGAGCAAUGCCGCCGACCGGACUUUGACACCCGGAGCGGGGAGGAGCUCUACGGAGAGGCCCCCGGCGCUGAGCAAGAGGGCAGAGCAAGAGAGAAAGCUCGACUUCUCGGGAAGGCGCCAACGGGAAGGGACGAGGAAGAAAAGCAUACAUGGGCUGGCUACCCAGCGAGCGCAGUGCUGCCGCGGGGGCGUGACUCUCACGUCACCUCAAGAAGGACGCACGCUGGCUCUCCUUCGUGGCGAGCGAACGCGGGAAGGGAAGAGGAGGAGGAGGCCGCGGAGGCAGCCGGAGUUCCUGUUCAUUUCGCGCGUCGGGAGACUAGGCAAUCGACGGCGGAACGGGACGAGGCGUGUGACUUCCCGAGGAAGUCUUUGGCGGGCUUCGUUUGGCACCGAGGGACUCUGCCGCCGGGCGCGGCCGCGCUUCUGCCUUCUCCCUUCGCUUCGUUCUUUGCUCACAUGCAGGCUUCAACCGAUUCUCCUUCUCCGUCGCACGCGCUCGCCCUCUUUUUGGCUGCGUCCCCGUUCGUCUCCUCUCUGGCGUCCAGCUCAGAAGCGUGUGGGCUGCCUGCGUCUUCAGCGGAGAAAGAGGAGAGCGGACGGUGGUGCGCGGGCCCCGCGCUCCCGGGCGCCACGGGUCGCGAACGCUUGGCCCCAGGGCGCCAGCCCCAGGAGGCGAGGGAAGGGGCGACGGAGGAGGAUGAAGGCCUGCAUCGUAAAUGGUGGCGACUAGACGGGCCGCUGCUGCGGAUCUCCUCGUGUCCCUCCGAGCUGUUUCCAGAGGCGGCGCUCCACCUCAGCGACCUGUGCUGCGUCCUCGAAGCAGACGAGGGGAGCGAGGCGACGGAUGGCGGACGCGAGGAAGGGCGGGGGUGCCAGGGAUGUGCGAGAUGUCGACCGACGCUGGCUGCCACCGCGGCGUCGGUUGCGCGGCGCGUGGGGGCGGCAACGCAGAAGAGAGGUCGCGGGGCUGGUGAAGCGGGCCCGGCGGAUCUGGGGUUAGCGCAGGGAGAGCAAGACGACGAAGGCGAGACACUGUGGCACGAACUCGAGUAUGAAUGGGUCGAGGCGCAGGAGGCCGUGACGAAGAAUCCCUCUUGUCGCCUAGUUCUGACCUUCUGGGACGGUGUGCGCGCGCCGGUAGUCGUCUUCUUCUCCUCCCCGCGUCGCCGGCGCCUGUGGGCGCAGACGCUCAGCGCUGGCAUCGCCAGCGCCUCUGCAUGUCUAUGGCGACGCGGUAUCUCUGCAGGCGCGUCCCUCUCUGAUGUCGCAUCGCCUGGGUGCUUCUCUUCUUCUGUGUCGCUCUCUUCUUCCUCAUCUCCCUCGUCCGGUGGCGGCGGCGGGGCGACGCGUUCUUCCCUGCCCUCGUCGUGUGUGCCAGAAAUGCCUCCGCAAACGAGGGGGAGAGGAAGAAAGCCGAUUCGAGAGAGACUGGCGCGAGCAAGUGGAGAUGGGGGGCAAGAGAACGGUGUCGACAGUUGGACAAGGCCGUCGAUGGGGAGGGGGCGGCCGCGGGCGUCCUCCUCUUCCUCCUCUGUCAAGGAGACGCGUCAGCCGUUUCCUCGAUCGGCGUCUGCUUUCCGGCGCCCGACGGGGCCGUGUUUCUUCGUGUACUCGGAGCGUCCGUAUGCGAAGUCCGGCGGCACAGUUUUUUAUUUUCCUUCGCCUCUUUUCUUUUCUCUCUUCUCCAAGCCCGCUUCGCAGGGGGUCACGUCUUCUCUGCCGCGGCCUGCGCUCGAUCCUCGUCACCCGAGCGUCUGCGAGGACCGCGACGAGGAAAGCGCGUCGUCGUCUCCUCUCUCCGCCUCCGCAGAAGGCGCUUCACACAGCUGCGUGGUUGCCGAGGCCCUGCACCAGUUUCGCAGCCUCUUGGGGCUCCAGCGACCGCGUGGGCUUUUCUGCACGUUGCGUUCAGAGUCCGAAGCCCGAGGCGCGUCUCCUCGCAGGAAGGGAGGUGGGUCUGCUUCGUGGGGAGGUGGGUCUGCUUCGUGGCCGUCUCGCGAGAGGCGCGCGUCGCCCAGAGGGGGCGAAGCACACGCCGAACGCGGGCUGCCAGAGGGCAGGGGACAGCUGGGCGAGGGACGGGGCCUGCCGAGGAAAGGCAGACACGAGCCCGGAGGAGAGGCGGCGGAGAGCCGUGAAAGGUCGCGUCUUUCCCAGUCUGGAGCGCGCCGGUCGUGGGGGACUCCUGCGCCGAGUAUGUGUCUGCGGAGUCAGCUCGUAGCGGGCGGAGGAGAGUCGGAGUUCGUCAUGCCAGACUCUCCCCCGCGCGUGCGCGCAAGUGAGCUCUGUCCUCCCCACACAGACACACCCGCUGAGGGCGAGGCAGACAGCGGCUGGGUUUUCGUCGAGGAGACGCUGCACCGAUCGGGCCUGGUCCCCGACGACGGCGACGAUACGAGCUCGCUCUCGCCGUCGUCCUCUCUGGCGGCCCUUCACGUCUUGGGGCUGUGA
Molecule: messenger RNA, 7284 nt
Organism: Besnoitia besnoiti
Lineage: Eukaryota; Apicomplexa; Conoidasida; Eucoccidiorida; Sarcocystidae
Exons: 4
Coding region: 1-7284 (2427 amino acids)
Source: RefSeq, a predicted model, not a curated record